AUGAAAGCUCUCCACAUUACCGAGUUUGUCAAAUCAAACUCGGAUCUUCGAGUUUCGAAUAUCCCAUAUCCACAGCCGAAAGCCGGUCAAGUGCUCGUGAACAUCACGCAUAGCGCGCUCAAUCACGUCGAUCUCCUGUAUGCCCGUGGUCUCCACCAGAACAACCACGGCGGUCUCAUCAGACCGCCGUUCACUCUCGGGCUGGAAUUCGCCGGGAUCGUUGCCUCAGCUCCUCGUGGCUGCCCAUUCAAGUCCGGCGACGAGGUGUGGGGAGCCGGGGUUGGUGGAUUCGCCGAGCAGAUCGCAGUACCUGUAUCGAGUCUGCAACGGGUUCCCCCUGGGUGGACCUUGCACGACAUUGCAGGCUUAGGCGCUGCCACAGCUCCAGUGAGCUAUGGAGCCUUGGUGCGUGUCGCAAACAUUCAAAAGGGCCAAACAGUGUUGAUCCACGCGGCUGCUGGAGGGCUUGGUGUUGUCGCUGUACAGAUUGCACAGGCCUUGGGAGCACAGGUGAUCGGGACGGUCGGCAGCGAGGAGAAAGGGGAAGUGGUGAAGAGAUUGGGUGUUCUUGGCGUGGUGAGAUAUGACAGGGAUGGAUGGGAGAAGGAGGUGCUGAGCCUGACCAGCAACGUUGGUGUGGACUCCGUGUAUGACACUGUCGGGCUGGUUCAGAAAAGCAUCAGAUGCUUGAAGUUUGGGGGCAAUAUUGUCAUUGCUGGGUUCGCCGGCUUAGGUGGCAAGAUGGAGACGUUAGCAAUGAACCGUGUCUUGCUGAAAGGGGCCAAACUGCUUGGUUACCGAUUUGGAGAGACUGGAAGGAGAGAUCCCCAGCAAACCGAAGAAGUUUGGAAAGGUUUGAACGAGCUUCUCCAGAGAGGUCUGAUCAAGCCGGUCAUCUAUGGAACCUACUCCGGACUGGAAAGUGUCCCCAAUGCUCUUGACGAUCUGGCUGCAAGGAAAGUAUGGGGCAAAGCUGUUGUGGCUAUUCAAGCAUCGGGAACUGGCGCCUCGAAGCUGUGA
Exophiala aquamarina CBS 119918 is the source of this 1020-nucleotide messenger RNA. RefSeq lists its product as uncharacterized. NCBI's taxonomy places the organism in Eukaryota, Fungi, Ascomycota, Eurotiomycetes, Chaetothyriales, Herpotrichiellaceae. The transcript is spliced from 2 exons. Gene Ontology annotation, molecular function: oxidoreductase activity. Bases 1 to 1020 code for a protein of 339 amino acids. The record is from RefSeq and is a predicted model, not a curated record. Gene Ontology annotation, cellular component: mitochondrion.